UCGUACAGGACUUCGAUGAAACGGGUUAAUCUGUUGUUAGAGGUGGGUGUUCUGCCCAAGAUGUCUUUCCCUCCUCAUCUCAACCGGCCACAAAUAGGCAUCCCAACGAUGCCGCCAGGAAUCCCUCCGCCACAGUUUGCCGGGUUUCCACCUUCGAUGCCUCCCGGAACCCCAAUGAUUCCUGUCCACAUGGGGAUUAUGACUCCAGGCCCUGCGGUUCUCGUGCCCACGGCGAUGCCUGUGAUUAGUAAAGUUGCUGCUCCCAGGAAGGAAAGCGCCGCUCUGGCAAAAGACAGCCACGACAGCAGCGGCCCCACGACCACCGUGUUUGUGGGCAACAUCUCUGAGAAAGCGUCUGACAUGCUCAUCAGACAGCUCCUGGCCAAAUGUGGUUUGGUGUUGAGCUGGAAACGAGUUCAAGGUGCCUCGGGGAAACUCCAAGCGUUUGGUUUCUGUGAGUACAAAGAGCCUGAAUCUACUCUGCGAUCUCUACGGCUGCUGCAUGAGCUGCAGAUUGGAGAAAAGAAACUUCUGGUCAAAGUUGAUGCCAAAACCAAAGCACAACUGGAUGAGUGGAAGGCAAAGAAGAAGAGCACCAGUGAAAACGGAAAUGGCAAGGCAGAGGAUGGCGCUGGUGAAGAGGAAGAGGAGGUUCUGGAUGAAGAAACUAAGAAGCGGGACCAAAUUGUCAAAGGUGCCAUUGAUGGCUUGAUCCGGGAGUAUUCAAGUGAGCUGAACGCUACAUCACAAGACGAUGAGUCGAGUCGCCGUAAAAAGAGGAGAGAAAAGAAGGACGAGGAUGACAUCAGUGCCAUGGAAAUGGAAGAUGACAAAAGAGAUCUGAUUUCCCGAGAGAUCAACAAAUUCCGUGAUACACACAAGAAAUUGGAAGAGGAAAAGGGGAAGAGGGAGAAGGAGAGGCAGGAGCUGGAGCGGGAGCGCAAGGAGAGAGACAAGGAGCGCGAGAGGGAGCGUGAACGACGGGACCGUGAGCGGGAGAAGGACCGAGAGAGGGAGCAGAGAGAGCGAGAGAGGGAAAGAGAGAGAGAUCGAGACCGCGAGCGCACGAAAGAGCGCGAGAGGGAGAUCGAAAGAAGCCGCGACCGCAGCGAAGACCGCAGUCGAUCCAGGUACACGAGACGCCAAGUGCUUGUUGUUUUCGAGAACAACAGAGUCGAGAGACCGGUGAUAUGCGAGAAGAAACGGAUCGUGAGGAAGAUGAGGAAGAAGCUGCACGAACGGCGAACUGGAGAGGAAGCUGGCAGAGAAAGAGGCGGCGAUCAGGAGUGUAUGGAGGUCUGGGGAGAUUGGGAGAUAGGAGAGAGGAAGAAAGCCAGAGACUACAGCUGGAGAGAGAGGAGGCACGUCCGCGAGGAGAUGGUAGAAUAUUUGUUUAAAUUACUGAAUGUUUGUCUAUGGUUUUCUCAGGCUAAAGAAGGGAAGCGGCUGAAGGAGUUUCUGGAAGACUAUGACGAUGACCGAGACGACCCAAAGUACUACAGGGGCAGCGCUCUUCAGAAGCGUCUGCGGGACAGAGAGAAGGAGACGGGACUGGAUGAACGUGACAGGAAGCGGGAGAAGGAAGAGCUGGAGGAGAUCAGGCAGAGGCUGCUAGCAGAAGGACAUCCUGAUCCAGACGCUGAGCUGCGCAGGAUGGAGGAGGAGGCAGAGCGUUUGCGGCAGCCGCCCCUGAAGCCCGAGCCCGAGGAGGAGAGAGAGCACAAGCCCUCUCGAGAAGAGGUUGACCGAGGCAGGGAGAGAGACCGGCGCAAGGCUCACGCUCACGCUCAAGCUCACGUUCAUGCUCACGCUCCUGUCCCCUCAGACGAUGAUGUAGAGGAAGGGGAGGAGCUAGAGGACCCAGAGGAGGUGAAACCCUGCCUCAAACCCACCAUGCGGCCCAUCACGGCCGCCCCCUCAGUGUCUUCAGCGAGCGGAAACGCCUCGCCCAACACGCCCAGAGAAGAGUCGCCCUGCGGCAUCAUCAUCCCUCAUGAGAACUCGCCGCCGGAGGUCCCGCUCCAAGAGGAGAACCGGCCCAAGAUCGGCCUUAGCCUCAAACUAGGUAUAACUUCUGUUUUUGACUAUUUCCACCGUUCCCAGACACUUAUGGAGAAGCGUAUUCGACCGUGGAUCAAUAAGAAGAUCGUAGAGUACAUUGGUGAAGAAGAAGCCACAUUAGUUGACUUUGUUUGCUCCAAGGUUAUGGCCCACGGCACGCCUCAAGGCAUCUUGGACGACGUUGCGAUGGUGCUGGAUGAAGAGGCCGAGGUCUUCAUCGUUAAAAUGUGGAGGUUAUUGAUUUACGAAACUGAAGCCAAGAAGAUCGGCCUCGGGAAAUGAACAAGCCCAUGAACUUUGCUUUUUACUUCCCGCUUGGGCCGGACAGCUCAUCUAGGUUUCAAAACAACUUGGGGAAACUCGACCUUUGGAGUUAAUUCGUAUUGAGCCGCUUGAUUUCUCACGUCCCAGACGCCUCCGUAAGAGCAGCAGCGACGAGCGCCGAGGAAGAGGUUUGGUUUCUCAGGGCCUUCCUGUUGAAUCCGUCUUCAGCGUAGCUACGUCUCGGCCGCUUAGCGCUCGUUUCUGUGAGGAAGCCAUUGUAAAUUGUUACUGUAAUGAUUGCCAAUCUGGUUUGGGUUGUGAUUUUAAAGUUUCUCUUCUUUUGGUCGCUCUCACCAACCGAACCAAAGCGUUUUCCCAGUUGUUUCACUAAAACUAAAGCAGUUGUGAUUGGACCCCGGACAGGUUCAGAAGCUCUCGCCUCAACUGAUUGAC
Molecule: messenger RNA, 2778 nt
Organism: Cyprinus carpio (common carp)
Lineage: Eukaryota; Metazoa; Chordata; Actinopteri; Cypriniformes; Cyprinidae
Product: RNA-binding protein 25-like
Exons: 17
Coding region: 16-2343 (775 amino acids)
Biological process (GO): mRNA processing; regulation of alternative mRNA splicing, via spliceosome
Cellular component (GO): spliceosomal complex
Molecular function (GO): mRNA binding
Source: RefSeq, a predicted model, not a curated record